This is a messenger RNA of Drosophila erecta, 1959 nucleotides long. It is a transcript of the gene hebe, whose product is annotated as fibrous sheath CABYR-binding protein. The transcript is spliced from 2 exons. NCBI's taxonomy places the organism in Eukaryota, Metazoa, Arthropoda, Insecta, Diptera, Drosophilidae. Bases 288 to 1643 code for a protein of 451 amino acids. The record is from RefSeq and is a predicted model, not a curated record.
CGGCGCAGUCGCGAUCUUGAGCUCAGUCGAAAACACGUUACGCGCCUGUGCAGAGCGUUUUUGCUCUAUCCAAACGUUUCCGAUCCCAUCCGAUCCGAUCCGAUCCGAUCCAAUACGAUCCGAUCCAACGCCAGCAGAUUCGAAAGUUUUACACCGCGUGCAGCAGAAGCAGCAGCAGCAACAGCAGCAGCAGCAGCAGCAAAAAAGCAACAGCAAUAACAAUUCAGUGAACGACGGAAACGGAAAGUAAAAGCCACGAUCGCGACCACAUUCAAAGGCAGACAAACAUGGCCGAGACAAUCAACAACAAGCCGAGCAUACAGAUCCGGAGCGGACUGCCCUCGCCGCUGCCGGACAAGAGUCCCUCGCCGGCCACCAAGCUGCUGAUCAGCCACGGCAAGCCCAACUUCACCAUCGCCAAGUCGCCGAAGGUCGAUGAGAACGGAAACGGAAACCCACUGUCCGCCCAGGCCAGCGCCAACAACAACUACAACGCCUACAAGAGCGCCAACAGCAGCGUGGCCAACAACCAGAAGUUCAUCGUGGGCACCAAGUUCAACGGAGUCUUCAAGCCCUCCAGUGCGGCGGCCACUUGGGCCGCCAAUGGGCAUGCCAAUGGCAAUGGCGCCUCGGAGACGGAGAAUGAGGUGGCCAAGGUCGUUCUGCGGCGCCCCAAGCUGGCGGACUCGCCCCCACCCGCCGACGGCGAGGACGAGAAUGUGCCGGAAUUCAUCAGGCGCCAGCGACGCAUCCAGGAGCGUCUGGCCAAGGAGAACGUGCUGGACUUCGAGAGCCGGCGCAGCGGUUACUUCACGCACGUAAUGAUCUCGCCGGACUCGCCCAAUCGCACCUCAUUCGUGGAGACCAUGGCCAGUCCGGCCAUAGUGCCCGCCCUCGAGAUUCCCGCUCCAGUGGCCGAGAAGGCGGAGGUGGUGGAGGAGGAGGAGCAGGAGGAGUCGGUGGCCCAGCCUCAGGUGGCCGCUGUUCCCACCUCAGCCCUGAUCACUGAACCCGAACCGGAGGCCGUUGUAAGCAAUGGACACAGUGAGGAGCCAAAGAACUCUGACGUGGCGCCCGAGGAGGUGGCCAAGGCCAUUGAGCAAGUCAACCAGGCGGUGGCAGGAGAGGAUGAGGCGGAGGUGGAAGCCACCCCCGAGCCAGCACCAGAACCCACAGCAGAACCAGCUCCAGAGCCGGUGGCAGCCGAACGCAAGGCAGAGGCCGUGGUAGAGGAGCCCACUCAGGCCCCCGCUCCCGUGGAAGCCAAGGUGGAGGUGGUAGAGCCAGCUACGCCCGUGCAAAAUGGCCAGCAGGCAGAGGAGGCUGCUCCAGCCACCAACGGCCAGAAGGAGGAGGAGGCCAUCACCAUUUCGCACACCAACGGACAGAGCAGCGACGUGCCCAGCAUACCCACACCGGAUCCCAGUGGCGCCCUGGGAGUCAACUACGAACCCAAGACCGUGGUCAGCUUCUCGCAGGAAUUGGGGAGCGGGGAGAACAAGUAUCCUGAUACCGUGAAGGUGGUCAGCGAGGUGCCCGCCGAAUCCAAUGGGGAGCUCAACGAACUGACCAAACUGAAGUUCGACAUCCAGAGCGACGGGCAAAACGAGGUUCAGGUGACGCCCGUGCUGAGGACGGACUAGGAGGAUCAGGAUCAGGAUCAGGAUGAGGAGUAGUGCAAUUUGUUUGUUGAACAAGAAACCAUCAACUAUAUUGUGUUGUAUUUUGUGUUAGCUGCUAAGUUGAUUACGAGAAUUGUUGCCAAAUUUAAUUUUAUGCUUCGCGCAUCAGUCAGUAUCGAGAAUGGAGUUGGAGUCGGAGUUGGAGUGCCUAAUCCCCCAUAGAGCCACCCAUGGAGGCCCGGUCCCCAAAGCGUCUUUUCGGGACUUGCUAGACCAAACUACGUGUAUUGCAAUAGACACCAUUUGCUUUAUUUAAAUAAAUUAUUAAUUAUAUGGA